Molecule: messenger RNA, 5774 nt
Organism: Amoebophrya sp. A120
Lineage: Eukaryota; Dinophyceae; Syndiniales; Amoebophryaceae
Source: the annotation of a GenBank genome assembly
AGCACUAGCACAGCAGUUUCACCCGGCGAGAAAAUUGUUCCUAGUACGAUCUGAAGUUAUUGAAGUUAGACGAUCAUAAGCAUAACCGUUUGGAUUUGCUUCUUCAAGUAGAGAUCUCGUGUAGACUUCGACAAAGUCUAGUAGGACUACAAGCCGGCGCCCGCUAAAGUGUGAUAUUUUGUUUACUGCUGAAAGAAAUAUUGGUUUAAUAUAUAUUUCUGUAGCAAAAAAUAACGACAGGACUAUACAAAAAUGGGAGUCAACAGGCUACCCCGGAGAAUUGUCGGCGUGCUGUCGACUCUCCUUUUGGAGGCGCAGCAGCAUGGCAAAUUUUUCCUAUACCCGGGGGUUGCCGCCGCCGCUGUGGUGCCGCCGUCUGUUGGAACAUCGAGAAGGAGUACAGCAGAGGCUAUUGCCGCACCUGCCGCAGAACAAGUAACACCUACAGUGGAAGAUGAAGAUGCAGAUUCAAAAAUGUUAAGAAAAUCGGAAAAAAAUCCGCAAAAAAUCCAGGCACGCCGCAAAAAAUCGACUUUGUGCCGCGGCUGCUAACGUCCACAAGCGAAGCAAAGUAGCGCGAAACGAAGUCGGUUGCCCGCGUUCUCGAAGCUCGAGAACGCGUCAACUCGGUCUCACGGCAGUUUUUGCCGGUGUCCUGAGGCGUUAGGCCCCACCCUGGAGCGCCCGGGCUGCCAGAAAGAUUCCCGCAGUCGGGUUGGGGGCGCCGGGUUGUCAUGUUCCGCCCGGCGGGCGGUGCUCACAAAAUCGAUUUUGUGAGUACCCGCGGACAGAUUCGAUUUUGUGCGCACCCUUCGGGCACGCUUUUCGAAGAUGCCCUAUCCUCGGGCGGGGCCACACAAUCCGCGCGUGGUCGCAAAAUCGAUUCUACCAACACAAAAGCCGGCUUUGUGCAAUGCAAAAUCGAUUUUGUGCAAUCCGCGUCUGCGGGAAUGCAGAAUCCAUUUUGUGCAAUGCAAAAUCGGGAUUCGGUUUUGUGCAAUGCAAAAUCGAUCUUGUGCAAUGCAAAAUCGUUUCUGUGCAAUGCAAGAUCGAUUUUGCUGCUUUCGGUUUUGUGCAAUGCAAAAUCGAUUUUGUGCACUGCAAAAUCGGGAUUCGGUUUUGUGCAACGCAAAAUCUAAAUCGAUGCUGUGCAAUACAAAAUCGAUUUUGUGCAAUGCAAAAUCGAUUUUGCGGGAUUCGGUUUCGUGCAAUGCAAAAUCGAUUUUGUGCAAUCCGCGUCUGCGGGAAUGCAAAAUCGAUUUUGAGCAAUGCAAAAUUCGGGAAUCGGGAAUCGCCCCCCUUGUUACGUUGGUUGGCUCUGGCCUCUACAGUUUCGCCGCGCCACCGGAUUUUUUUUCGAUUUUCUUGGCCGAUAAAAAGUUGGUCCAAAUCACUACCAAGAAACACCUACAGUGGAAGAUGAUGCUACACCUGCGUCGUCUCUGUUGCAAGUGUCUUCAAGUACAGCACCAGCAGUACUACCGGGAGCUACUACUGCAUCUGCAGGUACAUCCGAGCAUCAAGACAGUCACCAAGCCGUGUUCCCACGACAAGAGGUCGCAUCUUCGGAAGAGGAAGGAAAACACACGCGAAUCGUAGCACCGGCAGAAACAAAACCAGCAGCAAGGAGCGCAACAUCGGUACAAGAUAUUAAGAGCAACCGCAUCCUGCAGGGCAAUAGAGAUCAUGACGAUGAGUCACAAAUGAAGAACCACGACCAGAAGCUUGUGGUGGCCCAUAAAACGGAUGAACAGGAUCAAGACACAGUAGGUGACGAUGCAGUGCGACAACUUGAAACAGCGCAAAAAUCUUCUACAACCAAGCCCUCCUCCCCCAUCGACCCCUCCGAGUUGCACCCGCCCCCGGAAUUCGGCUCUUUUCUCUACUUCGCUCGCUGGUUCUGGUGGGUGCUCAUCGCCUACAUGUUCUUUGCCCAGGCCACCGUGUGCGACGAGUGGUUUGUGCCCGCGAUCGAGGUGGUGUGCGAGAAGUACGGCAUUCCGGAAGACGUGGCGGGCGCGACCUUGAUGGCGCUGGGCUGCAACGGGCCGGAGCUGUUCACCAACGCGAUUGCGCUGUUUGUGACGCACUCAGAUGUGGGUGUCGGCACGAUUGUGGGAUCGGAAAUUUUCAACCUGCUUUUGAUCAUCGGGAUCAGCAUCCUCGCCUCGCCAAAACUUCCUUUAAUUGUGGACAAGUGGCCCUUCUUGCGGGACUGCUUUUUCUACCUGCUGUCGAUUGGACUGCUGUACUGGGUUUUGCAAGAUGGGGUGGUCACACUGUACGAGUUAUCAACUGCAAAUAUGUCCGGAUCUGGAAAGGUUGAGCCUGUAUUGCGUGUUUCGCAUUCCUAAAAAACCUGUAUUAUGCAGCAAAUAAUGCACCACACUUUCGUCAUGCAAAAACGCAGUUUGUAAUGCGUCUUGCGCAUGACAGAGCGUUUGAAAGAUUUGUCAUGCUGCACUGCACAACUUAAGGGCACAGUCAAUCAUGACCAUUCAGCAUUACAAGUUUCCAGACCCAGACAUAUUUGCAAUCCAUACGAGUCUCUGGUCCUGCUCACCUUCGCGGGGUUCUUCGGCUGCGCGGUCGGGUACACAAACCGGGUUUUGGUGUAUUUUGGAGUAAGGAGUGGCGAGAAAAACGGGUUUAUUUGUAGCUCGGGCGAAGAGGGGGUCGCGGGCAUCAACACAGGCGGAGAUGAGGAAGGUAUUUGGAUUUUCUUAUAAACAGUCUUAAGCUGUAUAAUUUUCUCAUCCGGUGGUCGUGAAAAGGAAAAUUUCAGUUUCAGAUUGCAUAGUGGUCUUGAACAAGAUAAAUAUCGAUGUAUGUUCCAAAUCCAACCUCCGACACAAAUCUUCUGAAUCCCAACAAUACUAGAUCUCGAGUGGUCUUCUGACUGCCCGUUCGUCCCGAUGGACGAGAAAGCGACCAUCAGUGUGCAGAGAACUUCGCAACUGGAGGGCCGGACCACCGCCAGAAGUCACAAGCUGGAGAUCCACGCAAGCUACUUUGUCGCGGAGGGGCUUGAUGUUUUCGAAAAUAAUUACACAAGAGCUGGCGGAAAUAAAGCCUCGGGCUCGAGCAGUUUAAUCGGCAGUGGUGCCUUGUCUUGCGCGGUCGAGAUGACGGGCGCGAAUAAAAGCAGCUCGCCUUGCUGCGCUCCAGGCAGGGGACAGAAGGAAGGUAUCUAUAGCGACGGAUUGAUUUUGAUUUUCAUUUUUUACAAUGCUAAAGAUAUGACGCGCAUUAUGGCAGGGAACGUGUCGUGCAAUGGUAGUGGGUGCUGACCAUCAUAUUGAGAACUAAAAUCCGAAUUUCACUAUUCUGAAUCAAACAGUGUCGGCCGCCACACUGAAUGCGCUUUCCUCCGCGGGGCUAGCGGCGCCUUUGUUGACCAGUAGCGAGGACAUGUCGGAUAGGUCCACUACAGCGAAGGACAGCUGUCAUGGCGACAACGAUUUGUUUACUUCGAACAAGAUGAAGUGCGGAACCACGAAGAACAUCAAGACGAAGGAUGCUUCGAUAUUGAAUAAUUAUGCCUCGCCGUGCAAAGGAACAUCUUCUUCAACAACCACUACCAGAACAGCCGCAAAUAAUUUUACCAAGCCGCAGAACAGAAAACUUUACUUCCGCGACACUCUCUGCACAACACAACUCGAGGGUCCGACGCAGAUCAGCUUCCGGGACAAAAACGAUGACUCAAUCUCCUAUUUUGUCAGCUUCUCCUCCGAAGCCGUUUUGGGCCAGGUGUUGGAUCUGAUGGAAAAAGCGCGGGAUAAAAGAACGCAGCAACACUUGUCCUCACCAAAGUUCUCGGUCACGGGGACGGUGUCGCAAAUCUGCAGUGCCGGGGUGCCGACUUCGCAGAAAGUGUACCUGGCGGCAGGUAAUGAAAAGUAAAUCUCUGAGCAAUAAUUAUAAUUUCAUUAUAUUUUACGCCAAGUUAAAUCCUACGCACAGGUGGUACAAGAUGCAUUUUUGAAAUCCGUGUUGCACAAGCCGCAGUUGUAAUUAUCAGUUCGGCGAAUGCGAAACCGAAACUUGCCUUGCGUAUGAUGAAGAAAAUUAUGACGCGACAAAACAUAAAACAGCCCUCCCCGUGAACUUUCUCCUUGAAUCCACGAUGCGGUGGUGUGACCCGAAAAACCCGAAGACCAAGCCCCUUUGGCUCGUUGCCUUCACCAUCUCCAUGUGCUGGCUCGCGGUGUUUUCCUAUGUCAUGGUCACGGUCGCGGACAUCAUCAACAUCCAAUUCCACAUCACCCAGGCCAUUCUGGGUGUGACGCUCUGCGCCGCGGGCACCUCGUUUCCGAAUCUCUGGGCGAGCUACAUCACGGCAAAAGAGGGCAAGAGUUCUAUGGUAUCAAAAGGAAAAAUCCCCCAUCCCCAUAUCACAAACGAAAUUUGUGUUGCUGUAUUUGAGUACACAAAUCGUUGUGUAUUGCUAGAAGGCCAAGAGACGCAGUUGCUCCCUAGUUUGGAGGCAAUUUGUCAUGCUAUUUCCCGUUUCCAGUUGCUUCCUGUCAUGCUGAAGACGCAAGGCGUCCCUGCGCCAGCCAGCACUACAAUCCGCAUUUCUUCCCUUCUAGCAUCACAAAGCUGAUUUGUGACCACAAAUCUGCAUCACAGAUUUCCGUUUUGAUAUGGGGAGGGGGCAUUUUUCAUUGUAAUAUAUGGCGGUGGCGAACGCCCUCGGGUCGAAUGUGCAGAACGUGUUCCUUAUCCUGUGCAAAAGUAUCGUACUCGUAGUAAUCGCAGUCAUGCAUUACAAAUCUCCAUACCAAGGUAAAACAGCAUGACAAAUUUCAUUUGUCAUGCUGACCGAAUUUGUAAUGCGAUUUCUACUAGUACGAUACUUUUGCAAUGCAUAUUCCUCGCACUGGCGCUGCCCUGGGUCGUGAAAACUUUUUUCGCGGAGAAUAACGCCAUCCCCAUGGCCACGCCAGGGAUCAUGGACGGCGUCGUGUGGAUGGGGGGCACGUGGUUGCUACUGGUGAUGCUCGCGGUCGGGAAUGACUACGGGCUACAACCGUGGAUGGGAUACCUCUUUUUCGGCCUGUACGCCGUCUACUUGGUGGACGCCUGCUUCAUUCACACGAGUUGAUUAGGAGUGAGGCAUCAGGUAUUAUAAGUGAAAUAGGACGGUCUCGUUCUGUCGAAUUGAAGGUAAUUUUGAAUGACGAAGACACAUAAAGACCACGAAAUUUCUUGUAUACCCAUCCUAGUAAGUAUGUAACAAGCGACAGAUGACUUUACUACUCCCGGCCCGCAGUUGUACAUUUUUAUCCUGGCUGCUCUCGUGCGGGUCGUGUGCCAUGAGACUGAUUUUCUACGCUCCCGGCUCUUCAUUGCAAAUGCAAUUGCUAUUAGCCACUACAAUCAGGGCGCUUGCAGAAUACGAAUUAUGACCACACACGUGUUAAGUACUUUUACUACCCGCGCCAGCACAAUCGAUUGAUAAAUGAAAACUGUAUCGGAGGAAAAGUUGCCAGUUUUGGACCGGAAGAACCACUCUCACCGAAGUAAAAAGUCAAGCUUUGUAUUUGUUUUUUUUACUUCUUUUCGCUUAAGCUUUUUUGAGUUCUCGCAUCGCAGAUUUUCAUUUAAUAAAUGAGUUUCACCUUCCUUGGCCGCUUUUAGUAAUUUUCGGGACAUGGCAUGAUGAACCAAAACGCGCAUGAUAAUCCCAAACGACCUAACUACGCAUCACAUGUAGUGUUACUACGCAUAAUAUUGAAUGUGCAACUGUGUACUGAUAAAUUUACGAGCAU